AUGCAUUACGAGACAAUCGAGCUGAUAAGCGCUCACAAAGACAAAGUUAAAGUUGAUCCGAACGUCAGUCAACAACAGUGGCCGAUGCUGAAUUCCUCACAUCUGUCAAGCUCACAAAUCGCUGAACUCCAGCAGACACCUCCUGGGACCGGAUUUGUUCAUACCUAUGACCCAGAUGUCAAUGCUACUUCUGUAUCAACACCGACAGGGGAACUGGUCACCUUGGUGCCGGCCAAUGGAACUCCACGACAAGUUCUCAACAAUCAGCACUCGUACUGGGGUUCAGUCACUCAAGCUACCGGAACAGAUAUUCCGGUGUCACACAUCACAGAUAGUGUUGGCACAUAUUACCCAACAACUCUGGUUCAUCCAGAUGCAUCAAACACAACCAGCUCCUUACUUUGCCCAAUGGGGAAUGAGAUGAUUCAACGUCCAGGACCUAUCCAAUUCCAGUCCAUGUCCAAUACUCACUCAGUAACGACCACAAUCUCAAACGCAUCCAGUGGAACGCCAAUCACCGCGGUGGCUAACAACACUCCGAAAACGCCUCGACAGCGAAAGAAAGAUCCCUAUAUACCAAGCUAUAUGGAUCCCGCCAACGGUCCGGAACCGUGUGUUGUAUGCGGUGAUAACGCGACUGGAUUCCACUAUCGGGCAAUGACAUGCGAAGGUUGCAAGGGCUUCUUUCGGCGUUCUGUUCAAAAGAAACUGGUCUACACGUGCAAAUUCAACGGUCGCUNCAGAAUCGGAACAGUUGUCAGAAGUGUCGAUUUGAUCGAUGCAUAA
Echinostoma caproni is the source of this 786-nucleotide messenger RNA. NCBI's taxonomy places the organism in Eukaryota, Metazoa, Platyhelminthes, Trematoda, Plagiorchiida, Echinostomatidae. The record is from the annotation of a GenBank genome assembly.